Molecule: messenger RNA, 7181 nt
Organism: Oncorhynchus keta (chum salmon)
Lineage: Eukaryota; Metazoa; Chordata; Actinopteri; Salmoniformes; Salmonidae
Product: eukaryotic translation initiation factor 4 gamma 3-like
Exons: 17
Coding region: 2089-4437 (782 amino acids)
Cellular component (GO): eukaryotic translation initiation factor 4F complex
Molecular function (GO): protein binding; mRNA binding; translation initiation factor activity
Source: RefSeq, a predicted model, not a curated record
AUGUUAAAAAAGAUGGUAUGUCAAAGAAGAAUGGUAGAAGGUGUACGCAGAGGGAGCUGAAGACAGGAGGAGAAAGGGAAGUGAAUUAAGGUGAAGUAUAGGAGGUGGUAUUUGCAGUAAAGUUAGACCGAGGUAUGCACUGAGGAUCAGGAUGAAGAAGAGUCUGACAGUAGGAGUGAAGUUUAUGGAAAAAGUGGACUCUUGCCUUUUGGCUGAUCCAUUUGUGGUUUCACAGUGGGUGAAAAAAGUGUUGGGUCAUGUGGAAUCGGUGAGGGUAACUAGAAGUGGUCUUGUGAUAAUUGUUUGUGUUUCUGUUGGGCAGAGGAAGAAUGCGCUCAAAGUCAAAUAAAUGGGGGUAAGAAAAGUGAAUUGUUUUGUUCUCAAGAAAAGGGCACCAAUGAAAGGAGUGUUAAACCAGGGUGGCAGUAGAUAUAAAAGUUGCCUAGCUGAGGGCAAAGAUUUCCGGUGUAUGUGAUGCUCGUCAUUUGAUGCAACGUGGACAGGGUGGCGAGAGUUGGGAAACAGAAGAUUCUUUGUCUGUUCUUUUGAGUUUUGAAGUUGAGUCUUUCCCUGACAAAGUGAAGUUAGGAUAUAUAUGAGCGUAUGUUCCGAAGACAUUAAAAUGUUACAGGUGUCAAGCUUAAGGGUAUGUGGCAGCAGUGUGUAUAAAGGAGGGUCCAAGGUGUAAGAAAUGUGCAGAAGGGCAUGAGACAAGGGAAUGUGUAGUAUUGGGGAAAGUAGUGGAAUGUGUUAAUUGUAGGGGUGCCUAUGGAGCUGGGGAUCAGAAAUGUCCCGUGCGAGAGAAGCAGGUUGCCAUUUCCAGGGUUACAGUAGUGCAGAAGUUGUCAUAUACUGAGGCAUUGAAGAAAGUAGAGGAAGAUGGGUUAAGGGGGAGGAGUGGUGAGAGUAGUAGAGAUAUACCAGUACAGAGGGAUAGGCUAAAAGGUGAUAUAAGUUUCAGUAAAAUGGGAUUUUUAGCAUUUAUAGCAAUGGUUAUUAAUUGUACUGUAGGGAUGGAUCGGAAGUCUCAGAAAAUUGAGGUUGUGGUGGCAGCUGCAUAGCGGUAUUUGGGUGUGCGAGACUUGACAGCAGAAGAGUUACAGGGUGUGUCAAGUUGAAGUUGUACUCCAGUCUAGUAGAUGGCGGUAAUGCAACAAAUUGGCUGCCAACCACCGUUUAAACCUCAUAGAAGACGAAGGAGAAGAAUAAACUCACAAACGCUCUGACGAAGGCGGUGAGGCGGAUACGUUAACUCAAAUCGGACAAAUACACAUGGUUAGCCGAUGUUAUUGCGAGUGUAGCGAAACGCUGAAUAAAGAGCAGUGAUACUAUCAGGAACUGUGUACGGGUUCCUCCUUUUUUCACUGUUUCCAAAACUAAAAUAUGUUACGAACAGAGUGGACAAUGUUUUUUUUAGAAAAACAUUUUAGAAACGUUGCCAACGUUUCUAAAAUGUCGUUCUUUAGAAGGAGUGCAUGUGCGAAUUGAGUUAUUAUACACGUUCACUUCAGAGUCGUUUACUAACGGAAAUACGCAAAUAUAUGCUAGAACGCGCCAAUAGGCUCUCGCUAGCUCGUGUUUGGCUCCACCCACCUCGUUUGUUCUAACCACUAGGAGUCAUUUGCCGACGUUGGAAAGUACAGACCGUGGUCUAUAUUUUGGUACGUUAGAAAGAAAGAAACAAAAACCAACAAUUGCGCUGUAGCAGUACACUGACGUGUUUUAUGAAGACUGCACCGGAAAUAUCGCACGUUAGUAACCUGCAGUGACUCAACUACUGUGGCUCAAACUAUUGAUAUUUUAAAUCAGAAAAAAAUAAAUUGUCUAAUCUGUGGGUUUACUGAAUCCGGUGAGAAUUCCCUGUGUACAGAGUUAUUGCAAAUUAUGUAUUGGUAACUGGGAUCAGGAUGACCAAAGUAACCUUACCAGAUAUGCUUCCAGUGCAGAGAGACCAACACCCCAAUCAAUACCUGUACUAAACACAAACACCAAGUUGGAUGAAAUUGAAAAAAGGAAGAAGACUGGAUUGCAAACGGAUGACACUGGAUCUGGAAACAGUCAUAUACUGAGGAAAUACUCAGCAAACAUAUGCUGAGAAAUCAGCACCUGGUUAACAAGAAAAGGAAGAUGAGUGGGACCAAGAAGACAUGCAAACAAGAAACCCAAUCACCAGCUCCCUCUUCCAGUGGACAGGCUGUGGAAAAACAGAACUUGAAGGAUUUUCAGGAUCCAGAGCCAGAGAAGACACAGGAACUGUAUGCUCAAAUGGAUAACAUCCUGGAUAGGGUAAAUCAAAACAACUUCCAGCAAUCGAUGUUGGCAAUUACUGAGUUCACCAUUAACACAGAGGCCAGACUGAAGGGCAUCAUUCACCUCAUAUAUGAGAGGGCCCUGGCACAUCCUACCAGAUCUGUGACCUAUGCCAACAUCUGCCGCUGCCUCAUGGGGCUUAGAGUACCCACCGCUGCCAAACCAGGAGUGACAGUAAAUUUCCGGACGCUGUUUCUGAACCGAGUCCAAGCAAACUUUGAGAACAUGACGAGAAACAGUUGCGAAAUCUUCCGGCAAAAACAGGAGAUGGUGGAUGCCAUCACCAAGGAGGAGGAGCGCCAGCGAGUGUGGGAGGAGCUGGAGGAGGCCAAGACCGAGGAGCGGAGGCAGUCGCUAGGUAAUAUCAAGUUAAUGUGUGAGUUGUUCAAGUUGAAGAUGCUGACUGAGCACGUCAUGCACGACGUCAUCGUACAGCUGCUGAAGAACCAAGAUGAAAACUCUCUGGAGGGUCUCUGCACAUUACUCUACACCAUCGGCAAGGACUUGGACUUUAAGAAGGCCAGGCCCAGAAUGGAUCAGUACUACAACAUGAUUGUGAAGAUUAUGAAGAAUAGGACAACCUCCCCCAGAAUCACAAGCAUGCUGCAGGGUGUGCUGGACCUCCGAAAGAAAGAAACGGCCCAGCUUGGUGAGUUGGUGGAAAAGAUGGAGAAGACUGGGCUGCAAGCUGACAAUGAUGCUGAGAAACACACGGGACCUGGAGACACAGAACCUGUUUUGCGUCCUCACUAUAAGUCAUUAGCCAUGAAGAAUCAGAAGCUGAUCAGCACAUCUAUACCACUACAGGAGAACACAUGUCCUCAUCAUGAUGAUAAGCUGAAAGCUGAAGACUCAGCUGCUGCUUGGGGGGCUACCAAAAAGAAAAAGGUGAAUGUGCAGUUGAAGACAUGCCAACAGAUAAUCCAGGAGAGAGAGGAGGAACUACAGAAACUGAGACAGGAAGUGGAGUCUCUAAAGUGCUUAUCACAGGCUACAAUAGAGGACAGUGAGAGGUUCUUCACCAAGCUGAUUGAGACAAGGUGCUCAGAGGUGAGAGAGGUGAUCCAAGCUAAAGAGAAGGAGAUGGUGAGUGAGGCUGAGGGACUCCUACAGACACUGGAGCAGGAGCUUGAUGAGCUGAAGAGAACCGAAACAGAGGGUAGACAGCUUCCACACAUAGAUGUCUACCCCCAUUUCCUACAGAAAUUGCCCAGCAUCACUGAGGCUUUUGAAGAAGUGAGGACAUGUGCCUCUGAAAUGCAACAGCAAUUUGAAGAUUCCUCAAAGUUGCAAUUUGUGGAGUUUUCUAAAUCAGUUGAAGAAAGUCUGGGACCAUACACUAUCAGUUCUCUUAGCACGAGCAGACAGGCAGUGGAAGAAAAGGACUUGCAGGACCUUGUGGACCUAGAGACAGUGAAAACAGAGGAAAUGUAUGAACAAAUGGAUAACAUCCUGACCAGCCUGACUCCCAAGAACUUCCAUCAGUCAAUGAAGGUAGUGAGUGCAUUCACCAUUGACACAGAGGACAAACUCCAGGGCAUCAUUGACUCUAUAUAUGAGAGGGUCAUCUUAAACCCUACCAGCGCUGAGGUCUAUGCAAAGGUGUGCAACCAACUCAAGGGGCUCAAAAUACCUGGAGUGACAGUAAAUUUCCGGAAGCUGCUGCUGAACCAAUGCCAGAAGGGCUUUGAGAAGGAUAAUAGAAAGAUCUUAAAAGAAAAGCAGAGGGAACUCGACACCACCACUGAGGAGGAGGACCGUCAGCGACUGAGGGAGGAGCUGGAGGAGGCUAAGGCAGAGGGGCAGCGGGAGUUGCUAUGCAACAUCACAUUCAUCUGCCAUUUGUUCAAGUUGAAGAUGAUGACCGAGGGCCUCAUAGACUACUGCAUCGUAAAGCUAAUAAAGGAUGGAGAUGAUGAUUCGCUAGAGGGUCUGUGCACAAUACUCUUCACCAUUGGCAAAGACUUGGACUCUGAGAAGAACCAGCCCAGAAUGGAUGAACACUACACCCAGAUUAAUCUGAUACAGGAGAGAAGGAGGACCUCCCCCAGAAUCCGCUAUAUGCUUCAAGAUGUGCUGGACCGCAGAACGCUCCAUUUGUACAAGGGCCAAAAGGAAGACCAUUGAAGACCAGGACCAUGUGUUUUUACAAUUCCUCUGUCCUGUGUCUGUGUUCUUUUGCCCAUCUUAAUCUGUUUUCUUGUAAUUGGUCAGUCUUGGCUUUUUCAUCGCAACUCUGCCUAGAAGGCCAGCAUCCUCUGUACGCCUAUGAAGAAAUUCCAUACAAAAUCAGCCGUUUCCAGCUACAAUAGUAAUUUACAACAUUAACAAUGUCUUUACUGUAUUUCUGAUCAAUUUGAUGUUAUUUUAAUGGACAAAAAAAUGUAUUUUCUUUCAAAAACAAGGACAUUUUUAAGUGACCCCAAACUUUUGAACGAUAGUGUAGAGUCCAAUCACAAGAACUGAACAUAGCCUGUGGUACACUCCUACUCUGUUGGAAUGAGCGACUGUUAUCUUUGUCCUUGCCGUUUUGCAUUGAAAUGCAUGUUUCUUGUGGGUUACCAGGUUUCAAUUCAACCUUUUUAUGCAAGUAAAGUACAGAUGUAACUCCCGAGGUUCGCAGCGGUCUAAGGCACUGCAUCUCAGUGCUAAAUGAGUUACUACAGACCCUGGUUCGAUUCUAGGCGUUUCACAACUGGCCGUGAUUGGUUGUUCCAUAGGGCAGUGCGCACAAUUGGCCCAGCGUCGUCCGGGUUAGAGUUUGGCCGGGGUAGGCCAUCAUUCUAAAUAAGAAUUUGUUCUUAACUGACUUGCCUAGUUAAAUAAAGGUUAAAUAAAUAAAAAUUAAAAUGUAGGAUCUUAAUUUGAGGCAGUUUGUUAUAGCGGGAAGAUAAUCCUGCAGCAACAGUAAAUGUGGAUGUUUUUUGUUGGGGCUGCUGCAUUUUACGUUAGGGCAAAUCAAGUCUGACAUUUUAAAGUGGAAAUUAAACUUUAGAAAGCUUUUUAAACUUUGAAUAUGCUACAAGUUUGCACUGACUGCUAUGCAAGGAAUUCACUCAUGCACUUAAAUAUAAGAGUACAAGCACAGAGGCGAUUGGCAUCUGUGUUGGCUCUAAGAUAAUUUACCACGUUAACCAAGGCUGUCUCUCUGCUGUGGUGGGCACGAAAACCAGAUUUGGAUUUUUUUCAAAAAUGAAAAAAAUUGAUAAACAAUAGAUUGUACUUUAGAUAUGCAAUUAAAAACUAUUUUGAAGGUGGUGGAAUAGGAUCGAGAAGGCAGAUGUUGCCAGGCCAGCUCAUGGCUUAAGUUGUGAUAUCACUUUCCUGAGCAUGUCUGUGUCAACCUGGGAAAAUGAAUCCAUCGUGCCUUUGUGUGGUUGGCUAGGGCACAUAUCAAACUUCUCAUCGGGUCUUGCUAAAUGAAAGCUUGAUUAACUGGCCCGGUGAGCUUGGCAGAUGUUGCCCGGGCCAGCAGGCAGCCCUGGAUGUUGGCCGCUGCAGUCUCUUUAGCUAAUCCACUCCCUGUACUCUUAUGUCAUGGGCCAAAGAAAAAACACCACCUGCAGGAGAAGACACAUUUUGUGCCCAGUUAUCCCUCUCACUUCGCCUCUUCCACAUUUCAGUUAAUUAUUAUAGCUUCUGCCUUGGGCCAAUCAGUGUAAUUUUGUAAAUGCUGGAACUCUAUCGCAGGACGCGUUAUUCACCCAAGUUUUGUCGAAAUUGGGCCAGUGGUGUCUGAGACCGUGUGUGACUAACGUUCAGAUGGACAAAUGGAUGGAGACCGAUCCACUGUCCCCUUCUCGGAUUCAUCCUGGGGGACAAUAACCAUCAUAUCGAAGUAAACUUGGAGUCACAACAUGACAUGCUGUCUGGUCCUCCCACUAUGACUCGGGAAAGCAUGGAAGUUUAUUCACUUCAGGGAGGUGAAAGUGCGAGGUGAUGAACUUGAUGCUCCUUUCCAAUCAACAUCCAGGGUCUUAUUCUGACAUGAUAAUCGAUGCUUGGCUGCUUUUUGACAAAUAAAAUAUAUAAAUAAUAAUCUCAUGUAGGCUAUACCCCCACUGUAUCUUCGAGCGGUUGGCUACAGUAGAUACCACAGUGGGCACAUUUGCUCUAUAACACAACAUAUUUUGUGGCAAAAUCAUCAGUAGAGUUAAAAAUGCAAUGGAAACCCAUUUUACUUGUAUUUUUCAUUUGGUACAUGCAGGAAUUUAACUGCAAAAGUUGUAUUUAUGUGCACUAUGUCAUCACCCACAGCCUUUUAUUGGCAACAAGUAAAUUUGAUGGAAACAUCUCUGGUGAGAAAAUGCUAAUAUUAGAAUAUUUGCAUGAAAAUCUGUCGCCAAUUGAGUGGAAACCUAGCUUGUGUUGUAAUAUGACUUAUUUGUACUUUAAUAUGCUUACAAAUAAAUUACCUGAUGAUAUAAGCAUCAUCAUAGUGGAUACUGUGACUAGUCAUUUACAGGGGUGACAUCAGCGUUUAUACAGAUUAAUUACAGGCAUCAGUUCCAAAAUGAACUUUCUAGUUCCAUCCUUUAAAAAUGACUUGCCAGGUAAGACCAUCUGAUAAAACAGUAGUAUUUCCCUUUAAGCUAUUUUGGCAACACAACUACACAGAAUUGGAUAGAGGGCAAACUUGCCCCCAAAGUUUGUUUUAGCAUGGACUAGUCAAUUGGGUGGGACUUCCUAUGGUAUUUUUUGUAUCUUAUUAGUAUCCCCAUUAUCUGUUGUGAAAGCCGCAGCUACUCGCCCUGGGGUCCAGGGGCCGGAUUAACAAAACUUUAAGAAUACAUUUCUUAACUGGCAUUUUUUUCCCUUAUCUUCGGACUUAAGCAAAGUUGCUUUUCCUCAAUAAAGUUUUUAGAAAUGUU